Aspergillus piperis CBS 112811 is the source of this 1029-nucleotide messenger RNA. RefSeq lists its product as uncharacterized. The record is from RefSeq and is a predicted model, not a curated record. The coding region runs from base 30 to 947 and encodes 305 amino acids. The transcript has a single exon. Lineage: Eukaryota; Fungi; Ascomycota; Eurotiomycetes; Eurotiales; Aspergillaceae.
AUCACAAACCCCAUGCCCAGAUUGCUAAAAUGACUUUUCUUACUCAGCAUGCUAGCAUCAUGCUUAAAAGGCAUACAUACCAAAUACCGAAUACCCUCUCGAGAACUCUUCCGUUCCUCUUUCUGCCGCUUAUCUGGCAUGGUCACCGGUCAUCACUUUAUGUGACUAGUCCACAACCUUACAUGAAGAAGAGAACGCUCCAAUUUCCUUCUAGGCUCUUAUCAUCAUCAUUACCGCGCCUUAGUCUUGGUACUCAAGACUCUAAACGUACUCCAUGGUGGCCCAUUAGAUGGAAUGAUGCCGACUUAAUAGAGAAGAAUAUGCAUGAUUUGGGCUUCCAGACGUGGGGGAUUGUUAUCUACCGUUGCACUUACAAGAGCGACUCUGACUGGGAAGAAUUCUUGUCUCGUUUUCUCCACAAGGUUCGGACGUCACUAGAAUCUUACGAUGGUCUGGACUUGCUUGAUUCCUUCAGGCCGACAGUGAUGGACGACAAGACACAGUUCGACGGGGUGACUCCGAACAUUGUACGGGAUCAUUUUAAUAGGUGGUCCGCUACCGCGUGUGAAGCUGAGCAAGGAGUUCCACUUACUGACUACCGAUGGCAUUCCACGGCACGGUACGGACUUUGCAUCAUGGUGGAUGACGAAUCCUUGAGGUCUGUUCUGGAAAUCCCGCUUGAGUCGCUGGAUCAAUGGAAUAACAGCGGAUUUGUGAUUCUUGUUAAUGGUAGGUAUGAGGUGGACCGGGCCAGUAUAGAGGAAUCUGAUGAGAAGAUAGAGGAUGAUGACUAUGAGCCUUUACAUGGAUGCACAUAUGAAGAUGUUGGCUGGAUGAAGGUGUGCUAUGAUAUGGCUCAGGUAUAUGCUUGCGCUCAUUUGGGAGCAAGCUCUUGGUGGGAGGAGGACUAUAGACGGCCUCCUGAAAUUGCCCUUGGGUUGAUGUAAAGAAUUUCUUUCCAUAUUAGGGCUAUCUUUUAUAUUUAGUUAUUCUGUAUAACCAUGCAGAUUAUACAUUGAAUGCUCAAAU